Penicillium brasilianum is the source of this 1158-nucleotide messenger RNA. The record is from the annotation of a GenBank genome assembly. Lineage: Eukaryota; Fungi; Ascomycota; Eurotiomycetes; Eurotiales; Aspergillaceae.
AUGUCAAUAAUCCUCGAUUCUCCGGCAGCCCAGCAUGACUUUUGUCGAGGUUCACACUGGUAUCAUGAGAGUCCAUUUCUCCCAAUUGGAGAGACCAGAGGAAAUGAACCCGGAGCGUCUUCGUUGAAAGAUAUGGCUACCAGAUGCCUUGUUAUGGACCAGUCAGCAUUAAAGCUCGAGCUUUUCGAAAAUGUGCCAUGGAAAAUUGCUAAGGAGCUCUGGGAGUUCUUGGGAAACAGGGGCAAGCAAACGCUCUUGAUGUGGAAGAUCCUCAUAAUGAGGUAUCCUGAACAAUUUCCGCAACUCAGCCCAACCUACUGCAUGAGAACUAAGGUUCCAAAAACACCUCUGAAGGGCUACAUCGAUAAUGUAAGGAGCGACGCUUGUCACUGGCGCGCUGCCUUGUCUCUGUCCAGCGCCUACGCCAGUGUCUCGGAUCUCGUCGAGAUUGGCAAUCUCAAGAACUUGGUCGCCCUUGAGAUCCACAGCCGAGUAUGUGACCCGAGCCUGCCAACCAACAUUGAGACCAGAGAUGGAGCACAACUAGAUGAUGGCGUCGUGCGCAGUUGGCUCGAUGCUGCACAGUCUACGGGAUCCUUACAGAACCUACAAGUUCUGAGAAUCUAUCAGCAAAAUAGUCUUACCCACCACAUUCUUUGGAUGCUUGAGAAAUUACCAGGCCUAAAGCUUAUUGUCAUAUACCAGUGUGGAAAGCUUACACAGGAGUUCAGUCACCUCAAAGCCAGGACUAAAUACGGAGUCCAGAUAGCAGGAUGGAAUGCUCAAAGACUGGAUUGGGUUCCAGACGGAGGAAAGACGGACGCAUUCAAGUAUUUGCGCCCACUUUUGAAAGUUUAUGAGGAUGGCUUGAGCUUCAGGGAUACAGAAUCAAAGCCAAACUCUCCCAUGUUACAUUCCAACAUGCCCAUUAUGGAAUUUGGCCUACCUGCUUAUGAUUGUGAUGACUCUGAAAAGGAAAAGAGGAGAGCGGCGUACGCAGCAAAGUCUAUCUUUAUACUCACUCGAGCAACUGGGCUCAAUGGCAGAAAACGAGCACCACAAGAGAUCCAGCAGCCUCGAAACACUGGCAAGCGAAUAAUGAAGGAACGCGGAGGAAGAGAUAUGGCAGAUGUGCUGGGCGACUUUUUCGGGAUAUGA